UCACGGUUGACAAUCUCUGGUGGAUGUGACGUGUAAAUUUUUCUACAGCAAUUCCUCUAAAAUUGCAAAUUAGUUCUUUAUCUAUUUAAAGCUGAAAUAUAAAUAUUUAUAAAAAAAAGAAUUAAUAUGGGUUCCUUCCGCCGUGAUAAAGAUGACGAAGAUGAAGGUACCACCAACAUCUAUCAAAAUUUGGAGAAAACGUCAGUUUUACAGGAGACCCGUACUUUUAAUGAUACGCCGGUGAAUCCACGCAAAUGCAUUCAAAUUCUUACCAAAAUCCUCUACUUGAUCAACCAGGGUGAACAACUGGUAGCACGCGAAGCCACUGAUUGCUUCUUUGCCAUGACAAAAUUGUUCCAAUCCAAGGAUGUGGUAUUGCGCCGCAUGGUGUAUCUGGGUAUCAAAGAACUCAGCUCCAUCGCAGAAGAUGUAAUAAUUGUAACAAGCUCAUUGACGAAAGACAUGACCGGCAAGGAGGACUUGUAUCGCCCGGCCGCAAUACGCGCACUUUGCAGCAUUACCGACAAUACGAUGUUGCAGGCGGUUGAGCGUUAUAUGAAGCAAUGCAUCGUCGACAAGAACCCAGCAGUUUCAUGUGCUGCACUAGUAAGCUCAUUGCGCUUAGCCAGCACCGCCGGAGAUGUAGUGAAACGUUGGGCCAACGAAGCACAAGAGGCGCUCAACAGCGACAACAUAAUGGUGCAAUACCAUGCACUGGGUCUGCUUUAUCACAUUCGGAAGUCGGACCGUUUAGCCGUGUCUAAGCUGGUGAACAAGUUGACACGCAAUUCUAUGAAGAGUCCCUAUGCAGUUUGCAUGCUGAUUCGUAUUGCCUGCAAACUUAUUGAGGAAGAAGACAUCUCUGCCGAAGAUAUGUCGAACUCGCCAAUGUUCACUUUCAUUGAAACGUGCUUGCGUCACAAGAGCGAAAUGGUUAUCUAUGAGGCAGCGCAUGCCAUUGUCAACCUCAAAAACACCAAUGCACGCGUACUAUCACCCGCAUUUUCCAUUUUGCAACUCUUCUGUAGCUCACCAAAAGCUACUUUGCGUUUUGCGGCCGUGCGCACACUCAAUAAAGUUGCAAUGACUCAUCCUGCUGCUGUCACCACAUGCAACUUGGAUCUUGAAGGGCUUAUAACCGACUCUAAUCGCUCUGUCGCUACAUUGGCUAUUACAACUUUGUUGAAAACUGGCGCUGAAUCGUCGGUAGAGCGUUUAAUGAAGCAGAUUUCUUCAUUUGUUGCAGAAAUUUCGGACGAAUUCAAAGUUGUUGUCGUACAGGCUAUUUGCGCACUUUGCUCCAAAUAUCCACGCAAGCACACUGUGCUCAUGAAUUUCCUUAGCGGUAUGUUGCGUGAAGAAGGCGGCUUGGAAUACAAAACAUCAAUCGUAGACACCAUCAUUACGAUUAUUGAGGAAAAUGCGGAAGCCAAAGAGUCGGGUCUCUCGCAUCUUUGUGAAUUCAUCGAAGACUGCGAGCAUGUUUCGUUGGCAGUUCGUAUCCUUCAUCUACUCGGCAAGGAGGGUCCAUUUGCCAAUACACCAUCUAAAUAUAUUCGUUUCAUUUACAAUCGCGUCAUAUUGGAAAGUCCAAUAGUGCGCGCAGCUGCUGUUACAGCACUGGCACAAUUCGGUGCAUCUUGUCCUGCACUUAUAGACAACAUUCUUGUGCUGCUAAGCCGCUGCCAAAUGGACCCCGAUGAUGAAGUACGCGAUCGUGCCACUUACUAUUUACAAAUUCUAGUGACAAACGAUCCAGACCUUUAUCGAUAUUUCAUUAUUGAGCGUGAAACAUGCUCAUUGGUUUUGUUGGAGAAGGCAUUGAUAGAUCAUAUGAAUGGUGACUUGACCACUAGGUUUGAUUUGCAAAUUGUGCCGAAAACCAUUAUCAUCAAGGAGGAAGUCGCAAACGAAGCAAUGCUUAUUUCUAAUACACCACGCGCACCGAAGAUCACACGUGAGGAAGAAAGUGCAGCGCGCUUGUCUCAAUUGCCCGGUAUACAAGUUUUGGGACCCAUUCACCGAACAACACCACCCAUACAACUUACCGAAAGCGAAACUGAAUACACAGUGCAAUGCAUUAAACACAUAUUUGCCAAUCAUGUCGUAUUUCAGUUUGACUGUCUCAACACUUUGCCAGACCAAAUAUUGGAAAAUGUUCGUGUAGAGUUAACCAUACCGGAAGGAUUUAUCACACGCGCUGUUAUACCAUGUCCAAAGUUACCUUACAAUGACUUGCAGACGACGUUUGUUAUUGUUGAAUUUCCACCCGACAUUGCCAGCUCAGCGGCAACAUUUGGCGCCACCUUACGAUUUGUAGUAAAGGACUGCGAUCCAAAUACUGGCGAACCAGAUUCUGAUAAUGGCUACGAUGAGGAGUACAUGCUGGAAGAUCUAGAAAUAACAGUUGCGGACCAAAUUCAAAAGACGAAAAAGAGUAACUUUCAAGCAAUUUGGGAUGCCGCUGAUUCAGAAGAGUGGGUUGAAGCUGAAGAUACAUAUUCGCUGUCAGCUGUAAGCACACUGCAGGAAGCAGUAAAUUUAAUUUUGAAAUUCCUUGGUUUGGGCGCUGCCAAUCUAUCAGAGAACGUACCUGAGGGCACACAUACGCAUACAUUACUUUGCUCAGGCACAUUUAGAGGUGGACCAGAAAUAUUGGUGCGUUCUAAGCUAGCUUUAUCCGAUGGUGUCACAAUGCAGCUAACCGUACGCACAACAGAUCCAGAUAUAGCUGAACUACUGACAUCUGCCAUCGGAUAGAAUACACCCUGUUAGCUAAUAAACCGAAUAGAAACGUUAUUGUGCUGGUUAAGAUUAAAAUGAGAAUACCGUUGUUUCCAUUCGACAAUUUCAACAAUUUAAUUCCCUACAAAAAGUUACAUUUUUCGUUUGCUCUCAACACAAUUACAAUGCAAAAACGAAAAUUAUGUGAUACAACUGCAACUGCAAGGUUGAGAAUGCAUGCGAAAAGUGUGACUUGUUUAUGCCACAACACUUUAAUUACUAUCACAAUCUUCUCUAAAUCACUAGAAUGUAAGCAUAUAUAUAUUAAUACACAUUUUGCUGCUGGAAAUUAAGUGAUGUAUUUGUAGGAAAACAUCAAUGCGAGAGUGCCUAGUAGCGAUGACUGCACUCUGCGAACGUUUCAAUGUAAUUUUAUAAAUUUUAAAUAUUUCUCUUUAGUACAUUUUAGAUGUUUAUCACUAUUAAAAACAAAUGUAUUCCAUAUUUUGUAAACUUAAACAUGUACAUCUAUCUAUGUUUUGGACUUUUUGUUAUAAAUAAGUAAGAAUAUCACUAAUGCAAUUGAAUAUAACGGCAUUAAUGCUUCACUUGUAUUACUAUACCAUAUAUGCGAAUAAAUAUCAAUGAAAUAUUGUCAAACUCGUAA
Anastrepha ludens (Mexican fruit fly) is the source of this 3391-nucleotide messenger RNA. RefSeq names its product coatomer subunit gamma (gene gammaCOP). The record is from RefSeq and is a predicted model, not a curated record. Lineage: Eukaryota; Metazoa; Arthropoda; Insecta; Diptera; Tephritidae. The transcript is spliced from 8 exons. Gene Ontology annotation, molecular function: structural molecule activity. Gene Ontology annotation, biological process: protein secretion; intracellular protein transport; organelle transport along microtubule. Gene Ontology annotation, cellular component: COPI vesicle coat; endoplasmic reticulum-Golgi intermediate compartment; endoplasmic reticulum. The coding region runs from base 127 to 2760 and encodes 877 amino acids.